AUGAACUCCACAACACUGCGUGAAGUGUCGAACCUUUCGGGAAGCAUUGGCGAUGUAAAGCAACGUCUUGCCCAGCGCAUUGGUGGCGGCUGGGGUUCAUAUCGCCUUGGCUCCUCCACGACCGUGUCUAGAUCAAGUCUCCGUGACUUUGGCUCUGGCGCAACGGAAAGGGCGAAGGAGAUGCUUGUAAGCCCCCGCGCCGAUCGCUACCACGCGGAGGAUCCUGUUUACUGCAACGACCUUGUCAAAGAUAUUACUGUCAUGUACAUGGAGAAGGAGAAACAGGCGGAGGGACAGUUAGCCAAUGAUCAGGUCGUGGUGUCACCAAAAUACUUAACGUAUCAACCUGAAAUUAAUGAGAAAAUGCGUAUGAUUCUGGUGGAUUGGCUCAUCGACGUCCACCUGAAGUUCAAGCUUCACUCUGAAACAAUGUACCUGGCGGUGAACAUCUUGGACCGCUACCUCUCCUGUGUGAACACCAAGCAGUCAUCGGGAACGUACGUGGCCCGUUCGCAGCUGCAGCUCGUAGGCAUUACCGCCAUUCUUUUGGCCGCCAAAUACGAGGAAAUUUGGCCCCCAGAGGUGAAGGAGUGUGUACACAUCAGCGCCAACACAUACACACGGGAAGAGGUGAUCAAAAUGGAGCGCAACGUUUGUGCUGCUCUGUCCUUCCGUUUGACGGUACCAACGCCAUUUCCCUUCUUAGUGCGUCUGCUGAGCGUCAUGGAAGGGUUGGUGCACUCUGGCUCCUUGUCGGAGGAUUACACCCUCCAACUACCACUCCUGCGUCACACUGCCCUCUUUUUUCUGGAGCAUGGCAUGCUUGACUACAAAUGCCUUCAGUUUAAAUCAUCCCAACAGGCGAAUGCCUCGUUGUUUCUGGCACUUGUAACCCUACGCAUCAAACAAAAAGGCGGUUCUUGUUCUUUUGCGGGCGAAACAAUUUGGACGCGCCAACUACAGCACUACAGCAGGGCAAGGGUACAUGAAUUCAAAGCAUGUGCGGAGGCUAUACUGGAGUUUGUGAACUACGUUCCCACGACGAAGUACCAGGCGGUGCGACGCAAGUAUAGCAGUGCGAAGUACGGUGAGGUGGCGAAGCUCAUCAUGCCUAACGAGGUCCCUGACUACUGA
This is a messenger RNA of Trypanosoma cruzi, 1134 nucleotides long. RefSeq names its product CYC2-like cyclin, putative. NCBI's taxonomy places the organism in Eukaryota, Euglenozoa, Kinetoplastea, Trypanosomatida, Trypanosomatidae. Gene Ontology annotation, molecular function: cyclin-dependent protein serine/threonine kinase regulator activity. Gene Ontology annotation, biological process: regulation of cyclin-dependent protein serine/threonine kinase activity; mitotic cell cycle phase transition. Gene Ontology annotation, cellular component: centrosome; nucleus; cyclin-dependent protein kinase holoenzyme complex. The transcript has a single exon. The coding region runs from base 1 to 1134 and encodes 377 amino acids. The record is from RefSeq and is a predicted model, not a curated record.